AAACGAUUACAUCACAAUCCGGUUAUAAAGCCCUAGCUGCGGGCGGCGAAACAGAGUCCUUGUCUUCUUCACUGAGACUAUUAUACAUUAUUUCACAGGAAAAGUUCACUUUUUUUUCUUGUUCCUAGUGGAUAAAGAGAAAGAUGAAACCUUCUCAAAAGAGAGCUCGCAAACACAAAACACAACCUGCGGAAAACCCCACCGGCGAAGCUAAAGAAGCUUCCGUCACACACCUGGACGAAUCUCCGUCCCCUGAGCCUCCCGAAACCACCCCAUCACUCAACCGCGGGAGAGCCAAAAAGCGCCGACUGAGAAACAACCCUUCCGAAACCACCACCGAGCAACAGCAGCAACAACGCGGCGGCGGCGUAGUCAGCCAGAGGUCGUCUCUUCCUCACCACCCCCACUCUGAUUGCAACAACAAUGCGACUACUACUGUUUCACCCGCCGCUCCGAGCUGGGAGAAUGUGGUGAAGGUCGUGCCUUCGAUGGACGCUGUGGUGAAAGUCUUCUGCGUCCACACCGAUCCCAACUUCUCCCUCCCCUGGCAGAUGAAACGUCAGUACAGCUCCGGUAGCAGCGGCUUCAUCAUCGGAGGGAGAAGGGUUCUGACGAACGCUCACUCCGUCGAGCAUCAUACUCAAGUCAAGCUCAAGAAGCGCGGCUCCGACACCAAGUAUCUAGCCACGGUCUUAGCCAUUGGCACCGAAUGCGACAUUGCUUUGUUGACGGUUAGUGACGAUGAGUUUUGGGAAGGAGUCUCUCCCGUGGAGUUUGGAGACUUACCAGCUUUGCAAGACGCUGUAACCGUCGUCGGUUACCCCAUCGGUGGAGACACGAUCUCUGUCACUAGCGGGGUUGUUUCUAGGAUGGAGAUACUGUCUUACGUACACGGCUCCACGGAGCUUCUGGGGUUGCAGAUCGACGCGGCGAUAAACUCCGGGAACUCCGGCGGUCCUGCGUUCAACGACAAAGGGAAAUGCGUGGGGAUUGCGUUUCAGUCGUUGAAACACGAAGAUGCUGAGAACAUUGGUUACGUCAUACCGACGCCUGUGAUUGGACACUUCAUUCGAGAUUACGAGAAGCAUAACAAGUACACGGGGUUUCCUGUGAUUGGGAUUGAGUGGCAGAAGAUGGAGAAUCCGGACUUGCGUAAGAAAAUGGGAAUGGAGUCGAAUCAAAAGGGGGUGAGGAUAAGGAGGAUCGAGCCUACUGCUCCGGAGUCUCAGGUUUUGAAGCCUUCUGAUGUCAUCCUUAGCUUUGAUGGAGUUGAUAUUGCUAAUGAUGGAACUGUUCCUUUUAGGCAUGGAGAAAGAAUUGGGUUUAGCUAUCUUAUAUCACAAAAGUACACUGGAGAUUCUGCUCUUGUGAAAAUCUUGCGUAACAAAGAGAUUCUUGAGUUCAACGUAAAGCUUGCAAUCCACAAGAAGCUUAUCCCUGCACACAUAAGUGGCAAACCUCCUUCUUACUUCAUUAUUGCUGGAUUUGUUUUUACUACUGUCUCUGUUCCAUAUCUUCGCUCUGAGUAUGGAAAAGAAUACGAGUUUGAUGCACCUGUCAAGCUUCUGAAGAAACAUCUUCAUGCAAUGGCUCAAUCCGUGGACGAGCAACUUGUUGUAGUUUCACAGGUUCUUGUUUCUGACAUUAACAUCGGUUAUGAGGAGAUUGUCAAUACCCAGGUUGUUGCUUUCAAUGGCAAACCUGUGAAAAACUUGAAAUGUUUGGCUGAGAUGGUGGAGAAUUGUGAAGAUGAAUACAUGGAGUUUAAUCUUGAUUAUCAUCAGAUCGUUGUUCUGCAAACUAAGACUGCAAAAGAGGCAACUUUAGAUAUUCUGACCACACAUUGCAUACCUUCUGCUAUGUCUGAUGAUCUCAAGACCUGAACGAGGAACCGAAACAGUCCCUGCCAUAAACAGAGCACACAAAAGCAAAUACAGUCAUGGAAGACAAAGAGCUUUAAAAGCUCAAACCAUAUGAUUUGUCUUCUUUGAUUUUUUACUUUGUUAUACUUGGCAAAGUAUGCACUUGCAGAAGACCAAAAAGAAGUUUUUAAGAAGCGUCGUGUCCCUGAUUUCUGUUUUGAAUUUCA
This is a messenger RNA of Raphanus sativus (radish), 2089 nucleotides long. Its product is annotated as protease Do-like 9. The record is from RefSeq and is a predicted model, not a curated record. The transcript is spliced from 7 exons. Gene Ontology annotation, molecular function: protein binding; serine-type endopeptidase activity. NCBI's taxonomy places the organism in Eukaryota, Viridiplantae, Streptophyta, Magnoliopsida, Brassicales, Brassicaceae. Bases 144 to 1883 code for a protein of 579 amino acids. Gene Ontology annotation, biological process: proteolysis.